Penicillium waksmanii is the source of this 942-nucleotide messenger RNA. Its product is annotated as histidinol-phosphatase. The record is from RefSeq and is a predicted model, not a curated record. The transcript is spliced from 3 exons. NCBI's taxonomy places the organism in Eukaryota, Fungi, Ascomycota, Eurotiomycetes, Eurotiales, Aspergillaceae. Gene Ontology annotation, molecular function: histidinol-phosphatase activity. Gene Ontology annotation, biological process: L-histidine biosynthetic process. The coding region runs from base 1 to 942 and encodes 313 amino acids. Gene Ontology annotation, cellular component: cytoplasm.
AUGCCCUUCUCUCACCACAGCCAUUCCGGCCAAUUCUGCCCUGGCCACGCAAAGGACUCCCUAGAGGAUGUCAUCCUGGCAGCCAUCAGCAAAAAGAUGAAAGUCUUCUGCCUGACCGAGCACAUGCCCCGCCACAAAGAAGAUUUCUACCCAGAAGAGAUUGAAUCCGGCCAAACAGAAGAAUGGCACGCUAGCAACGAAGAAGCCUACUGGAUCGAAGCAACCCGCCUACGCACAAAAUACGCCUCUCAAAUCAACCUAAUAAUCGGCUUCGAAUGUGACUGGAUCAGACCCGAAUCCUUAUCCCUAAUCAACCGCUCUCUAACCCGCUUCCCAUUCGAAUUCUUCAUCGGAUCACUCCACCACACCCUAACCAUCCCAAUCGACUACGACAGGCCCAUGUACGACGAAGCCCGUGACCGCGCUGGUGGCUCAGAGGAGAAGCUCUUCGAGGCAUAUUUCGAUGAGCAGUUGGAUAUGCUGCAACAGUUGCGCCCACUGGUUGUGGGCCACUUCGAUCUUAUUCGGUUGAAGAGCGAUGAUCCCGAGCGAAGCUUCACUACCUGGCCGGGUGUUUGGAGUAAGGUGUUGAGGAAUUUGGAUUUUGUGGCAUCGUACGGCGGUAUCCUUGAGCUUAAUGGGGCGGCUUUGAGAAAAGGGAUGAGUGAGCCUUAUCCCAAGGCGGAGAUUUGCAAGGAGUUCCUUGCCCGCGGCGGUCGCUUCUGUCUGUCUGAUGAUAGCCACGGCGUGGAUCAGAUCAGUCUGAAUUUCCAACGUGUGGUGGACUUCCUUGAUAGUACUGGCAUCUCGACGGUGCAUUAUUUGCAGGUAGCUGAGACCGAGGCACAGGCUUCUGCGCCUGAUGCCAGAUUCCCUCUCACGGAGAUCGGUUCGAUUUCUGUGGAGGAAUUGAAAAAGUUGGAGUUUUGGCAAGCGGCUUGA